ACUCGAUGAAAGAUGACAGAGGAGGUGAUUGUUAUAGCCAAGUGGGACUACACAGCUCAGCAAGACCAGGAACUGGACAUCCGGAAGAACGAACGCCUGUGGUUGCUGGAUGAUUCCAAGACCUGGUGGAGAGUCCGCAACGCAUCCAACCACACCGGCUUCGUCCCCUCUAAUUACGUGGAGCGCAAAAACAGUCUGAAGAAAACCUCUCUAGUGAAGAACCUGAAAGACACUCUCGGCCUGGGAAAAACGAAAAGGAAGACUAGUGCUCGUGAUCCAUCUCCCACACCCAGCACAGAGGCAGAGUACCCAUCCAAUGGUAGCGCAGGAGGGGGUGGAGUGGGCGGGGCUGAGCGGAUCUAUGACCUGAACAUUCCCGCACUGGUGAAGUUUUCUUACGCAGCUGAGCGUGAAGAUGAACUCAACCUCAUUAAAGGGGAAAGGGUGGCAGUCAUGGAGAAGUGCAGCGAUGGCUGGUGGAGGGGUAGCCAUGCCGGCCGUGUCGGUUGGUUCCCAUCCAAUUACGUCCAAGAGGAGAUGGGAUACGCAGACCAUGAUGGGGUCUUUGGGGAUUCGUUGGGGGGCUUCCGGUCCUUGAAGGUAGGGCAAGGGGCGGCGAUGGCCAAUGGCCGGCCGGGAAGCUCCGGGAGCUCCGUUCUGCAUGUGGUCCAGACCCUGUACCCCUUCAGCUCAGUCACAGAAGAGGAACUGAACUUUGAGAAGGGUGAGACGAUGGAAGUUUUGGAAAAGCCAGAGAAUGACCCAGAGUGGUGGAGGUGUAAAAACAGUCGAGGCAUGGUCGGUCUUGUGCCCAAGAACUAUGUUGUAGUGCUCAGUGAUGGGCCAAUUGCGAAGGGCUUAGGGUCAAGUCAUGGCUCUCCUCACAUCAGUCACACAGUUCCGUCACGUACAGGCAUAUUUGCUGGAAAGGAUUGGUACUAUGGUAACGUGACACGGCACCAAGCUGAGUGUGCACUUAAUGAGAGAGGAGGGGAAGGGGACUUUCUGAUACGGGACAGUGAGUCAUCGCCCAGUGAUUUCUCCAUUUCUCUGAAGGCUGUGGGGAAGAACAAGCACUUCAAGGUGCAGCUGCAGGAUGGAGUGUACUGCAUCGGUCAGCGGCGUUUUAGCAGUAUUGAUGAGCUUGUAGAGCACUACAAGAAAGCACCCAUCUUCACCAGUGAACAAGGAGACAAACUCUAUCUUGUCAAGCCCUUUGACUGAAUUUGUCGCUUUUCAACAGACGUUACCUCUCCCUCUGUGCACCUCAGUUUCCUUCUUUUUUCUCUUCCUGCACACUCAUCUGACUUUACUAAAUUCUUGAAUGAGGGGAAAAAGCUCCUUUCAGAAGCAACUUCAAGGACUAUUUGACAUUUCAGAGCCCAACAUUGCCUCCACUCCUGUAGGGAGCAAUAGCAAUUUGUCAUUCUUUUAAACAGAGAUAUCCGUUCUUGAUAUCCGUCCCCCCCCCUCUUUUUUUUUUUUUAAUGAUUUACAGUUUUGGAGGUUUUGGUAAAGAAAAACAGAAUGGCAUUUCACUGAGCAACAUCUGUAGAACUCUCUCCCAGCCUUUGGGCAGCUGUUCUUCUGCUCUUCCUGUUGCUGGUUAAUCCACAACCUCAACCCACAUUAUAUUGGUUUACAUUUCUCUGCCCAAAACAGCAUUACAGUAUGUACAUUUGUAGCUCUUGUACUGAAUUAGCAGAGAAUAAUAGAUUAAUAUGCAUGUCUUAACCUUGAUCCUUCAGAGCAGGCGAGCAUGUGAAGAAUGAGGAGUGUGAUUUGGUUCCCAACAGAUGGUAUGUCUCCAUUCUCCAUUCGUAGAGCUCAUCCGAAGGCCAUGCAACUUCUCUAUGUAUGUUCACACUGCAGCUGUCUAUCGCAUUACACUGUCUGAAUCUGAAUCCAAACUAAUUGCUGAGAUGACAGUCAGAUUUCACCCUGAAGUAAAGCAGUACUCUCCCAUCCUCUGAGCCUUUACAGACACUGUUUUUGCAUUUACAGUCCCAUCCUGCAUACAUGAAGGCUGUGUUUGGACUUCUCUGCUCCUACAAUGCGAACAUGCACAGCUUUCCAGGUAUUUUUCUUGGAUCCGAGUCACUUCAGGGUUUCUUCAGAAUCAGGGUACUUCAUUAAGGGAGAUAAAUGCAGUAAUGACAGGAGUUAAAAGAGAUGGGGGUAAAGAGAGAGAUUGUAGCUUCUAAGAGAGUAGUUUCUGUAGACAAGGAGAGAGUUUGAAUGUGUGUCCUUUCAACCAAAUGUGCCACCCACUUCCAGUUCUGCUACUAUUGAUGUCUUAUUGCACCUCACCAACACGUCUUCUCUGCUCUCAGUAACACAUAGUUGAUUGUGAACACUAAUUCAAGAGUAAUAAACAAAAAUAUGAUUUUAUUUCUUUACUUUUGUCAAUUACUCUUAAGUCUGUUUACCAAUAAGCGUGUUGGUCAAGGAGGUUUUUUUUCUUUUUGUCUGAAUGUUUUUGAGCAAUGUUAUUUAAUUCCUCUUUCCACUGUAUG
Molecule: messenger RNA, 2516 nt
Organism: Sinocyclocheilus grahami
Lineage: Eukaryota; Metazoa; Chordata; Actinopteri; Cypriniformes; Cyprinidae
Product: cytoplasmic protein NCK2-like
Exons: 3
Coding region: 13-1224 (403 amino acids)
Biological process (GO): negative regulation of endoplasmic reticulum stress-induced eIF2 alpha phosphorylation; cell migration; positive regulation of translation in response to endoplasmic reticulum stress
Cellular component (GO): cytoplasm
Molecular function (GO): receptor tyrosine kinase binding; signaling adaptor activity
Source: RefSeq, a predicted model, not a curated record